UCAAGAAUUGGAAUGUUAAACAUUAACCAUAAAUGUUUCUCUAGUCUUAACAUUAGUUUCUCACUAAGCAUAUGAGUUAAAAAUUAAUUCAACAUGUGAUUUAGUUUGUUGACCGCUUGAGGGUUAAUAAAACUCCCCGCUGAACUUUAAAUUCCGUCGGAGAACCUAAUUUUGAGUAGCUAAUGUUGGUGUCCCUGCUUCCAGUCUAUUUAUACAGUUGUGGUGGUGAAAGAAUGAUGAUAAGAACAUUGCAAGCAUAAAAACAGAAUACGCAAUCAAGACCUCUUCUGUUGCGGAUGAGACUGCUCAGCAAAGUCUUCAUUGGAGCUUUGUACCUCAGCGGUGUUCCACUGCUCUGUCGCUCGCCGGCUAAAUUUAACCUUGCAACAAUGUCAUCCUCCAGCUCAAAGUACGAGCCCGGAACACACUCCGUGGCCUUCGUCACGACGCCCGACGAGAACUCGGCGAAGAAGCUGGCACACUUGCUGCUGAACCAGAAGCUGGCCGCCUGCAUCAACAUCGUGCCGCAAAUCACAUCCAUUUACGACUGGGACGGCAAAAUCAGCGAAGACUCCGAAGUGCUGAUGAUGAUCAAGACGCGCACGAGUCGCGUAGAUGAGAUCUGCAAGCUGGUCAGGGACAAUCAUUCGUACAGCGUGGCCGAAGUCAUUUCUCUGCCCAUCGAAAACGGGAAUCCGCCGUACAUGGAGUGGCUCUCGAAAAGUGUUCCGGACAAGACAUAAUUUUUUUUCUCUCUCUGCCCAUAAGCAUCUUCUGAGUCGCGAGACAAGCGCUUGCAAAUUGAUUUCGUAAGUUUCUACAGUGUAUAUUAUAACAAUAAUUGUAAAGGAGUAUGAAAAUAAAAUUUACAA
Molecule: messenger RNA, 872 nt
Organism: Phlebotomus argentipes
Lineage: Eukaryota; Metazoa; Arthropoda; Insecta; Diptera; Psychodidae
Product: protein CutA homolog
Exons: 2
Coding region: 297-743 (148 amino acids)
Biological process (GO): response to metal ion
Molecular function (GO): copper ion binding
Source: RefSeq, a predicted model, not a curated record